AUGGGAUCCUCGGAUGGGUGUGGGAGCGCCAAAUGUUGGACUAACACAGCCAACUGCAAGAAUCUAUCAUCUGGGAAGGUUGAGGAAGCGUGGCCGCCGCGGAAUCAGAAUGGAACAGGGAGUCUUGGUAUCCUAAAUGAUGUGGAUCUGCAGCUUGUCUGGUUCAACAGUGUUCACCGCUUGAAUCAAUCCGAGAGUUUCCAGCUGCAUAACUUAUUUGUUUUGGCAAUAGAUCCAAGGCCCAAAGCUCGACCGAUAAGUUCUUCAAGUUAA
Molecule: messenger RNA, 273 nt
Organism: Lathyrus sativus (Indian pea)
Lineage: Eukaryota; Viridiplantae; Streptophyta; Magnoliopsida; Fabales; Fabaceae
Source: the annotation of a GenBank genome assembly